AAGCGGAUGCGCUGUAUAAGCGUCGGUGUGAGCUGUGCAUGUGCUGAGCUGUGCAGCCGAUGUGACAUGAACAGCCAGCGUGUAGAGCUUCCCUGACAUAAGAUGGCCCUGCUCCAUUUUCCGUGUCAUGUCACAAAUCCGAGUCCAGCGGAGCAAGCAAGAUAAUUGACCGAGCAUUCUUGUGUCAUCGCGUCUUUCCCAAAGAAAUAGCUUGCUCUUGCUUAGACGACCUUUUCAAGAAUUAGUUCUCCUCCGCUCAACGAUCUUGACGCUGCUUGCUUUCCUGCGAGUUCCCAGCUUGUUUUUCUCAUUACGUUCUAAUAGUUCAACUCCGUGCAUCAUCGCGUCGUUUCGAACUUGUUAGCCUGCCUUCUUCUCUUGACGCCCACAAAUAGCCUUCUAAUCACGAAGGCCUUUCUCUCGUAAUAAUUCCUCUCUGUCGUGAUAAUUCCCCGUGGAAGAAUGGCGACGGAAGCAGCUUCCGCGAAGCCGGAAGAGACGACCGUUGAGACGAGCGCAGACGAGAGCGCGCCGCUGAAAAAGUCGCGGAAGAUUCUCGUGGCGGUGGAUCCCAGCGACGAGAGCACGUACGCGUUAAAGUGGUCUCUCGAGAACGUGAUACAAGCGGAGGAUAAGGUUCAUCUGCUACACGCACAGCCGUAUCCGAAAGUCUAUGCGGGACCUGCUGGUCCAGGGUUCUACGUGCCGCCCGAGGUGGUGGAGACGAUGAAGAAGCAGGAGGAGGCGGUCAGCCGCCAGGUGCUGCGCGCCGCCAAGGCCAUGUGCGAGCAGUUCAAGGUGGCAGCAGAGGCGGACGUCAUAGAGGGCGAGCCCAGGGAGUCGAUCUGUGAUGCGGUGGAGCAGCUGGGAGUGCAGCUGCUGGUGAUCGGCAGCCAUGGCUACGGCACUGUGAAGAGGGCGUUUCUCGGCAGUGUGAGUGACUACUGCGUGCACCAUGCUGCAUGCCCAGUCGUGGUGGUUCGGAAGGUGUAGCUGCCAUAUCUGGAGUGGUGGUUCGGGAGGUGAACCUCUAUGACCUGGGAAUGCGGUUGGCAGGUUGCAGCUGUCUAACGAUGAGUGGUGGUUUGGAGCAUAUAUAGAGUUGUCGUACCUUGGUUGUGGUAUGGAAAGGCCAGGCAAGGCAAAGUAGCGUGGGUUGUGACUUGAUAGCAUGUGAAAAAAACAGUGCGUACCCUAGCACCUUUGAAAGACAAUGCAUUAUAAUAAGAGUACACACUGAGG
Molecule: messenger RNA, 1242 nt
Organism: Closterium sp. NIES-67
Lineage: Eukaryota; Viridiplantae; Streptophyta; Zygnematophyceae; Desmidiales; Closteriaceae
Source: the annotation of a GenBank genome assembly